Tarenaya hassleriana is the source of this 3375-nucleotide messenger RNA. Its product is annotated as probable LRR receptor-like serine/threonine-protein kinase At3g47570. The transcript is spliced from 2 exons. NCBI's taxonomy places the organism in Eukaryota, Viridiplantae, Streptophyta, Magnoliopsida, Brassicales, Cleomaceae. The record is from RefSeq and is a predicted model, not a curated record. Bases 171 to 3251 code for a protein of 1026 amino acids. Gene Ontology annotation, biological process: protein phosphorylation. Gene Ontology annotation, molecular function: protein kinase activity; protein binding; ATP binding.
GUCAAGAAGAGGGAGUAUAUGCAUACAAUACACCAUGGAUGCAGCUUGCUUCAUAAAUGCAAAGGACUUUGCUCGUGUAUUUACACAGAAACACGCGCAGAAAUUAGGAGUUCAUAUUCACAAAAAGCUCUCUGAAACGACAAAGACGGAAAGUAGAAAAGAAUCUUGAAAUGGAUAAUCAUAAUCUCUUCUUGGUUCUUGUCUUCUUUCUUCUCCAAUGCCAUUUCUUCACGAACUCAGCUGAUUCCCAGACAGACCGAGCAGCCCUUUUGUCUUUCAGAUCCCAAGUGUCGGACCCAACCGAGGCUCUGUCAAACUGGUCAAACAGUUCGCCACACUGCUCUUGGUUCGGUGUUUCUUGUGAUCCACGCAAUGGAACUCGAGUCACUUCUCUUCAGCUCAUCAGUCUCGGCCUUUCGGGUACUAUACCCUCUGCACUCUCUAACCUUUCUUCUCUUGAAACCCUUGAUCUCUCCUACAACUCUUUCCACGGCCAGAUCCCUUCUGGGUUUUCUCGUCUCUCUUCUCUCAAGUCCCUUCGCUUGUCUCAGAAUUCCCUAACCGGGUCGGUUCCGGUUUCUCUUUCUGAGAAUCUCGAGCUCCAAGAAAUCUUCUUGGACAUGAACCAACUCACCGGUGUCAUUCCACAUGAACUUGGGGCUUUGCAGAAGCUCAGGGCUCUUGAAUUUUCAGUGAAUAACAUAUCGGGUUCGAUUCCUUCCUCCUUUGGUAAGCUGUCUUCUCUGAAGAACCUGUCAAUCGUACAAAACCGGCUCUCGGGAGAAAUCCCACCCGAGAUCGGCUUUUUGAGAAAGCUUCAGAGAGUUUAUCUUUCUCAGAAUCACCUUGAUGGUGAAAUCCCAGCUUCCCUUUACAACAUACCUUCUCUGGUGACUUUGUCUUUGGCACAGAACAAUCUCACAGGAACCUUGAGGACCCAUCUCGGUAUCUCUCUUUCAAAUCUCAAAGAGUUGUAUCUGGGUGGGAACCGUUUUCAUGGCAGAUUGCCAGAUUCUUUGUCCAACUUAACAGAGCUUGAGUCCCUUGAUCUUUCUGGAAACGGGUUUUUCGGGUCGAUCCCUUUAUUCGGUAAAGCCUCCAAGCUACGUUACCUUGACCUCGGCAUGAACCCUCUGUCGUCUGAUACAGAGCAGAACAUUCUUAUGUUCGAUUCUCUGACGAACUGUACUCAACUGGAGAUUUUCAAGCUGUACGGUAACAAACUCUCUGGAGAACUACCGGGUUCUGUCGGAAACCUCUCACGCAAUCUCCAGCACUUUUGUGUUUCUAACAAUUCCUUGACCGGUCGAUUCCCAGAAGGGAUUGGAAACCUCUCCGGUCUCAUAUCAUUAUCCAUAGAAAUGAAUGACUUCUCCGGAGAAAUUCCGAGAAGCAUUGGAUCACUUGCAAGGUUACAGUCGCUACUGAUUUUCCAGAACCGGUUUUCAGGAGAAAUUCCUGAUCUUUUUGGGAGUCUGUCUCAGUUGUAUUCAGUUUAUAUGGAUUACAAUCAGUUCUCGGGGAGAAUUCCUCCUUCCAUUGCAGCCUCCCGACAACUGAGCAAUCUGAGCAUGGAAGGAAACAUGCUCAAUGGAAGUAUACCGACAGAGAUUUUCGAGAUACCGAACUUGAAAAGUUUGUCGCUGGCAGGAAAUUAUCUAACCGGUCGUGUUCCUGAUGAGGUCAAGAACCUGAGACAGGUGACAGCCAUUGAUCUCUCAUAUAACCAGCUGACUGGUAACAUCACUGCUUCUCUUGGUAGCUGCUCAACCUUGAAUUCUCUAGUGAUGUCAAACAACAAUUUUACGGGGCCGAUACCGAGAUCUCUUGGAAGUUUAGCGUCUUUGGAAACGUUAGAUCUCUCCUCAAACAAUCUUUCGGGGAAAAUCCCGAAGGAACUUUCACAGCUUCUGGACCUGAAGAACUUGAACCUUUCCUUCAACAACUUGGAAGGUGACAUCCCUGUUGGAGGAGUCUUUGCAAAUACCAGUGUGGCUUUUCUCCAAGGGAACAACCUUCUCUGCAGCGGAAACCAAGAAACUUCAGAAAGGUUUAGACUUUCACGUUGUAUCGCCGGGAAAGAGAACAAGAACUCGAGAAAACUAAGAAUCAUUGUCCCCGUGGCCUGUCUCGUGGCUGUACUUUUCUUCCUGUUGCUUCUCGUUCUUGUUUUGAGAGUUCGGAACAAGAAACGGGCCGAUGUCAAAUCUCCUCGCGUCAAAGGGCUGCCCCCGAUGAUAUCUUACAACGACAUCCGUGCAGCCACGGGUGAUUUCGCGGACAACAAUCUGAUCGGAAAAGGAGGUUCUGGAUCUGUAUACAGGGGCCUCUUCAGAACAAGAAAGGAGGAAGAAGAAGGGGGAGAAACCCUAGCCGUCAAAGUCCUUAACUUACAACAAAAGAAAGCCUCGAAGAGCUUCGCCCGGGAGUGCAAAGCUCUGAGGAACAUUCGUCACAGAAACCUAGUAAAGAUCAUCACUUCUUGUUCCAGUGUCGAUAACAAAGGAGCCGAGUUCAAGGCCUUGGUAAUGGAGUUCAUGCCCAAUGGCUCUCUCGACCAGUGGCUGUAUCCGAUGGAUUCAGAAUCUUCUUCCCAGUCCCUGACGUUGUCACAGAGGUUGAGUAUUCUCUUGGACGUGGCUUCCGCCAUGGAUUAUCUCCACAACGAUUGUGAUCCUCCCAUCGUGCAUUGCGAUCUGAAACCUGGAAACGUUCUUUUGGAUCGAAACAUGACUGCCCAUGUCGGAGAUUUCGGAUUAUCGAGGUUUCUGCACAAAAUCGACCAAUCAGAAGAAAGCAACACCAUAGGAGUACAAGGCUCCAUAGGUUACAUUGCUCCAGAGUACGGAUUUGGAGGGAAACCCGACACAAGUGGAGAUGUCUACAGUUUCGGUAUUCUGGUUUUAGAGAUGUCCAUCGGGAAAAAACCCACUGACGAGAUGUUUAAAGAAGGACUCAACAUGAACAAGUUCGCGUCGGCCUCAAACGCAAACGCUGAAAAUGUCACCGAGAUCGCGGACCAGAGGCUCUUCAACUUCACGAGCAGCAGCGACGAGAGCUCUGGCGCGUUAAGCGGCGGAAGCUCAAACAGCGGCAGCGAUUGGGGACGCAGUAAGAGCGAAGGAUGUGUGGCGGCUGUGAUAAGGGUCGGGUUGGAAUGCACAGUUGAAUCGUCAAACGCGCGUUUGAACAUGAGAGAGGCGUUGGCCAUGUUAACGGAGAUCAAUAAAACGUUCCUCGGACCUAACUAAGAUGUUAUAGUAUAAUAUUUUUUUAAUCUUCCGCUAAUCAUAUUUUGGUAUGCUGUAUGUGAUAUUUGUGUUCUUUGUAUACUCCAACGCUUAAAUUCCUAAAUUAAUAAACGAAUUUUCAAUU